GGCAGUGUAAAUAAAACUCCAGGAACAUGAAACGGUCGGGUGACAGUGAGAGAAAGAAGAAAAGAAAGAGACAGAAGCUUCUGCAGGAGCUUGGAGGGCAGCACAUCCCCUUCCUCUCCCCCUCGGACCCUGGAUUCCAGCAGCUGUGGGAGUCCAGUUACUCUGGGCUGGCCCUGCGGCCGGCUGGCUCCCUGCCUGCGGACCUGCACGACCGCGUCCAGACCGCCCUGCACACCCUCCAGCGCCGCGGCUGCCUGCAGCGGGACCUGGUGCGCAUCCGCGGUCGCGACGUCUUCACCGCCGUGUCCCGCGCCUUGCUGGGCCGGCCGGGCCACACCUACCGCUACCUGGGGACCCGCCUCUUCGCCAUACCCUGGCACGAGGAGGGCGAGGGGGCGGGGGAGGGGGCCUGCUGCGAUGCCGAGCUCAGACAGGCCUGCCGGUCGCUCUGGGAGCUGAACAGCUACUUCUGCGAGGACGUUGAGCGCAGGGAGACCGCGGGCCGGGAGGGCGAGAAGGACGAGGACCCCGAGGGCGGCCAGGGGACCUCGCAGGCCGAACCCCCGGAGGCGGCCCCGCCCGCGCCCCAGUUUAACAUCACUCUGCUCAACUACAUGGACCCAGCAGCCAUGAACGACCUGAAGGAGGAGCCAUACUACGGCAUGGGCAAGAUGGCAGUGAGCUGGCACCACGACGAGAACCUGUCUCCACAGUCCCCCGUGGCUGUCUACAACUACAGCUGCAAGGAUGACAAAGGUGACAAAGGUGGCAGUUCGGGGGAUAGCGACGUGGACGGGGCCAGCUGGCGUGUGGGGCUGAAGGUGGCCUGGGACAUCCACACCCCGGGCCUGGCGCUCCCCCUACGGUCCGGAGACUGUUACUACAUGAGAGAUGAUCUGAACAGGACCCACCAGCACUGCGUCUUGGCCGGGGAGACGGCGCGAUUCAGCUCCACGCACAGAGUGGCAGAGUGCUCCACGGGCACUCUGGAGUACAUCCAAAGACGCUGCCGGGAGGCUUUAGAGAACCUGCAGGCGGACCCGGACACUGGCACCAAAAGCCUGCGCUCCCUGCUGCCCUCCGCGAUCCAGCUGAGCGAGGAGAUCCACAAUGAGGUGGAGUUCGAGUGGCUACGUCAGUACUGGUUUCAGGGCCAGCGCUGUGCCAAGUUCUGCAGCUGGUGGACCAAGCCUAUGGAGCAGCUGGAGGAGUCCUGGGGACAGAUGGAAAGCAUGACGCAGCUGGUGCUGGCUGCGGCGGAGGACGAGGGGAGCACGGAUGACAGGAGGCGGGAGGUGGCUGAGACCCUGCUGAACGCCCUCACGGACAGGCAGGAGCAGAGGCAGACAUGGAGGGACAGGUGCCAGUCCAGUCUUGCCCAGACCUUACCCCCUGAGGAGGCGCCUGUCAAUCGGCCGUACUGGGGUGAGGAUGACCCCCCCAUGCCACUGCCCUUUGACCUGACUGACAUCAUCAGCAGAGUGGAGUCUCUCCUGUGGAGGCUUUGAAGGAAGACCGUGCUAGAGGCUCCCGCGGUCGCUGUUUCGGCCUAAAUGGAUUAACUGAAGAUAGAGAUCUGCUCGCCUUUAGACGAUAACUGUCAGCCCCCGAGAAGUGAGGGCAGCACACAGCAUUCGGCCCUCGCCCCGAGCCGCAGCCGCGCGUUCGGCGGGAGGAUGAGGAGGGACGGAACUCCGGCUGGGCAUCGGGGGGAGGGCGGCACCACACGUAGGGCAUUGUGCGCACUUGCUCUCUUUUUUUUAGGUCAAGCAACCACAAGUAUUACCAUGAACCUGUGCUGAAGUAGUAGAAUCGCUAUUCGAUGUUUGUUUGUAUUUUAACCCCACGUAAUGACAUAUCGCUGUUUUGAUAGCAUGAAAUUGCACAUCGCUGACUGUUCUAGCACUCUACAUAACAUUACUACUGCUCACGCCUUGGCCUGCACGGUUACGUCUUUUUCAUGGAAACUAAGUCAAGUGUUCUUCACCUUAAACCAUUGUCCUCUUUCCGCCGCAUAGUGAUUAGGUCCGACACAUAGAGGCACUGUAGAUAUUUUAUGUAAACGCCACUUAAUGAUACCUUUUCUGAUAGCCAAAACCAUUCUUAACGUUCAACAUCCCAUUUCAGAACGAAACGCUCGCUCGUUGUGAAUCCAAAUCUCAAAAAGAAAGGAAGUGGGUGGGUCUCGCACCGUUUUUUUUUUUGUUGUUGUUGUUUCCAGUCCUUGAAGUAUUGACUGCAGCUAUCUCCAGCGCAGGGUGUCUAUCAGCGCCUCGCAUGUGCCUGCCGAGGGAGCGGGCAGAGAGCCCGCGGUGGGGCUGGGAGACAUCCGCGCUGGAGACGCCGAGCGGCGCUCAUGUGCUCUGCAUUGAUGAAAGCAGCCUGGCGAUAGCGGAGCGCCCUCAUUAGCAUCCAUCGCUAAACCGGUGCUUUUUCGUAAUUACAGCUGUUUUAUCAUUUCUAAUUACACUUAAACAUGUUCAGCGCUAGUUCUGCUGUUACGCUGCAGGCAAUGUGAGAGAUCCAUUAUUUAAGAAAAGGAAGAAAAAAAAACUCUUUUUAAAAAAAGUGUAACGUGUUGAAUGUCGAAGCCAAAUGUUUUUUUUUUUUUUCGUUUUUCGUUAUUGUGACUCCCGAUGAAGUAGAAUUGCUGUAUAGUCAACUGAAUGCAAAUAAAUCUUCUAUUUUUGAAUUUUUUAUAAUGUUUAGAGUUACUAAUUAUUUUGUUAUUGCCAAAUGUGUCACUCAUUUUGUGUGUUUUCAGAGGAAUGAAAGUACGCCAGUAGUUUUCAGUUUUAGAAUUCACUGCACCCAACUCCGCAGCUUUUGAGAAGGCAUUGCAAAAGAUAUCACUGUAAAUGAAAUAAAACACAGCUUCUGG
Messenger RNA from Megalops cyprinoides (Indo-Pacific tarpon), 2881 nucleotides. It is a transcript of the gene fto, whose product is annotated as FTO alpha-ketoglutarate dependent dioxygenase. NCBI's taxonomy places the organism in Eukaryota, Metazoa, Chordata, Actinopteri, Elopiformes, Megalopidae. Gene Ontology annotation, biological process: DNA alkylation repair; RNA repair; regulation of multicellular organism growth. The transcript is spliced from 10 exons. Bases 27 to 1508 code for a protein of 493 amino acids. Gene Ontology annotation, molecular function: mRNA N6-methyladenosine dioxygenase activity; broad specificity oxidative DNA demethylase activity; ferrous iron binding. The record is from RefSeq and is a predicted model, not a curated record.